Urocitellus parryii (Arctic ground squirrel) is the source of this 3381-nucleotide messenger RNA. RefSeq names its product otoancorin (gene Otoa). The record is from RefSeq and is a predicted model, not a curated record. Lineage: Eukaryota; Metazoa; Chordata; Mammalia; Rodentia; Sciuridae. Gene Ontology annotation, biological process: cell-matrix adhesion. Gene Ontology annotation, cellular component: cell surface.
AUGUCCUCCCUCCUCCUGGUCCUUCUUCUGACUCAUGGAGUGGCAAGUGAGACGGAUCUGCAUCCAUUGUUGCAAAAGAUGGCGGAGGAGAUAAUAGAGGGAAGCUAUCUGAAUGCGUUGCUGGAUCUCAUACAGUUUCAAAGCUCCCAGGCGUGGACGGCAGACCUGUCCCACAGAGUGCUGGCCUAUCUGAAUGCACAGAAUGUUGCCUUCACCAUCCCCAGCCUGCAGGCAGCUGUGGAAAACCAUCUGGAGCAGUGUUUGUACCAGCCCCAGAAGCUCCUGCAGGACCUGAGGAAGACUGACGCCCAGCAGUUCCGGACCGCCAUGAAAUGUCUCUUAGAAGACAGGAGGGAUCACCUGGACCUGGGGGACGUCKUCAUCGACUUGGGAGCGAUCCGGGAACAAGCUUUGCAGAGCCCUGGUGUGAACCGCACCCUGUUUCUGGUCACGCUGGAGAGGUGUUUCCAGGUGUUGAACUCCCUGGAGUGCGUGGAGAUCCUGGGCAGGGUGCUGAGGGGGUCCUCAGGCAGAUUUCUCCAGCCAGACGUCACAGAGAGGCUGCCCCGGCACCUGCGUGAGGACGCCUUUAAGAACCUCUCUGCCAUGUUCAGAGAUCUCUAUGACCAGACCUCGGCUCAUGCGCAGAGGGCGCUGUAUUCCUGGAUGACUGGGAUUCUGCAGACGUCUGCCAACACCUCUGAUGACUCUGUUUCCUGGGUCAGUGCAGAAAACUUAUGGAUUUUGGGCAGAUACAUGGUUCACCUAUCAUUUGAAGAGAUUAUGAGGAUUAGCCCUGUAGAGAUUGGGCUGUUCAUCAGCUAUGACAACGCCACCAAGCAGCUGGACACGGUCUAUGACAUCACCCCUGAGCUGGCCCAGGCAUUUCUGCAGAGAAUCAGCUCCUCCGGCUUUGAUGUGAGGAACGCCUCAACCAUCCACAGGUUGGGGCUGUUGGUUUGUUUCUACGAUGACCUGGAGCUGCUGGACGCCGCCCUGGCCCAACUCCUCCUUCACCAGAUGAUCAAGUGCAGCCACCUGCGGGGCUUCCAGGCUGCAGUGCAGAAGCUCAAAGCUGACCUCCUGGGUAUUGCCACCGAGAACCGAACCCUCAACGAGACCCUGGGCUCUUUGUCGGAUGCAGUCGUGGGUUUGACCUGCAGUCAGCUGGAGUCCCUCUCCCCGGAGGCCGUGCACAGUGCCAUCGCCACCCUCAACCAGGUCUCAGGCUGGUCCAAGAGCCAGGUCAUCAUCUUGUCUGCCAAAUACUCAGCCCAUGAAAAGGUGCUGUCCUUCUACAAUGUCAGCCAGAUGGGUGUGCUGCUGGCAGGGGUGGCCACCCAGGACUUCUACAGCAUGGACCGCAAAGACCUCCUGCAGGUCCUGAGAAGCACCAUCUCCCAGCACCUGUCUGAUUUGUCGCCUGCCCAGCAGCAAGGUGUCCUGAGCAAGAUGAUUGAAGUAGGCGACACCACCUCAGGCAUUGUGGAGAUACAAGGGUCUUUCUUUAAGGAAGUGUCUCUCUUUGAUUUACGGAGGGAAUCCCAUUUCAACUCUUCAAUCCUGAAGGAGAAGGAGCUUCGAAGGAGCCAGGCCUUGUUCCUGUACGAGCUCCUGUCAAGGACAACGGGAAGGCCUGAGGAGCUCCUGAGUGUUGGACAGCUGAUCAAAGGCAUGACCUGUUCACACAUUGAUCACCUGAGCGCCGACUCUUUCCUGGCCCAUUUCCGGUAUUUUGAGAACAACCUUUCCCUGCUUUCAUUGGACCAGGUUAAUUGUUUGGCUUGGAAGUACUGGGAAGUUUCRAGGCCAUCCAUGCCUCCUUUCCUGUUGGCUGCACUCCCGGCCCGCUUCCUGGCUUCUAUCCCAGCCUCCCGGUGUGCGCCCUUUCUGGUCAGCCUGGGAAAGAGUCGACUGGACUCCCUGGUUUCAGAUUCCCACAAAAGGGAUUUGGUCCUCCGGAAAGUACAGCAGUGCCUGGAUGAUUCCAUUGCUGAUGAGUACACCGUGGACGUCGUGGGGAAUCUGCUGUGUCAUUUGCCAGCGACCAUCAUUGAAAGAGGCAUCUCCCCCGGGGUCUGGGCUGCGGCUCUGCAGGGCCUCAGAGACUGCCCAGACCUCAGCCCUGAGCAGAAGGCCGCGGUGAGGCUCAGGCUGCUGGAACAGUGCGGGCUUCCUCAGAAUUGGACGGCUGAGACUACAAAGGACUUGGGACCUUUUCUAGUACUUUUCUCAGGAGAUGAAUUACACCCUAUUGCCAGAAAGUUUCCUGAUAUCCUUCAACAAACAGCUUUCAAGAUGGCGGGGACUCUGCUCCCUAAGGAAUUCCUCUGGGCUGUCUUUGAGUCUGUUCGGAACAGCAGUGACGAGAGCCCCAGUUUGGACCCCACCCCUGGUUGCCAAGGAGUCACAGCUCCCUCCUCUGAUGACAUCUUUAAGUUGGCCGAGGCCAACGCCUGCUGGGCCCCCGAGGACCUCCUCUGCAUGGAAGAAGACACUUUCAUCAGGAGCGUGGAGCUGCUGGGGGCUGUCAAGGGUUUCAGCCAGCCUCAGCUGUUGACGCUGAAGGAGAAGGCGAUUCAGGUUUGGAACUUCCCUUCCUUCUGGAGAGAACACCACAUCGUCUCCCUGGGACGCAUUGCCCUGGCUCUUAAUGUGAGUGAGCUGGAGCAGCUGGACCUCAGCUCCAUAGACACUGUGGCUUCCUUGAGCCAGCAGACAGAAUGGACCYCAGAACAGGCCAAAUCCAUUCUGCAAGGGUUCCUGGAGGAUUCAGGCUAUAGUGUUCAGGAUCUGAAGAGCUUUCACUUAGUAGGGCUUGGCGCCAUUCUGUGUGCUAUGAACAUCACUGAAAUUCCACUUAUAAGGAUCUCAGAAUUCAGGAUGGUGGUGGCCAGAAUUGGGACCCUGACCUGCAGCACUCAUGUCUUGGCUGAGUUUAAGAGAAAGGCUGAAGAAGUGUUUGGGGAUCCCACUGAGUGGACCAGCUCAGUCUUGCAAGAGCUUGGGACCAUUGCAGCUGGGUUAACUCAGGCGGAGCUCCGAACGUUCGACAAGGAAUUGAUGCCGUAUUUCCAGCCAUCAGCAGUAAAAUGCUUCCCUGAGGAGAUAUUCAAAGAGCUAUCAGCGGAGCAGAUCGCCUCUUUGGGUCCAGAGAAUGCCGCUGCGGUGAGCCACGCCCAGCGCCAGCGGCUCAGCACGUCACAGCUGCAGAGUCUCCAGCGAGCACUAGAUGGCGCCAAGACUCACUCCUGGCAGGAAGCGCCCGCCAGCGCCAGCCCCACCGGGUCGUCCUCCGCAGGUUCUCCCCCAGGAGCAUCUAUUGCCUUGGGUCUUUGGCUUGGAGGCCCCCUGCUGCUUCUAAUGACUGAUCUCCUGUGA